AAGAGUAACAGAUCAUAAUGACACACUCACGAACGGUAAAAAUAUAAGUGCUGAAAACUCAAAAUCAAAACAGAACGUAUCAUGUACGCAAACUCCGACAAUUAAAACAAGGAAGCCACUCAGGCCGACUUCCUUACAUAGAUCUUUGCCAAAUUUUGACAUAACCCCGGAAGAUAUAAUUACAGAAAAUCAAGAUAUACCGCCACUAGAAGUCAUCAGUCACAAUGAGGAUAAUAUGCCAUCCGGUAAUAUAACAAGCAAUUUCCAGCCACCAAUCCAUUCUACACCAAAAUCUCCACCCGAAAAGUCGCAUCUAGAAAAAGAAAAUGAUCAGUCACUACGACAUAAUACUCCAGGUGAUUUACCCCCAAGCCAAACACUACCCGAAAUAGCAAUGAAAAUGGAUGCAAAAUUAAGGGUAAACAUCAAAGAAAAAGAACACAACGGUAAAAAUGGCAUACAGGUGGAUAUUUGAGAAACUGAUUCACAAUCAAAAUGUGAAAAUAAGACUGACAAAGCAAAACCAAACACAGUAAAUAACAUCUCUCAUGGGGCAGGGAUACUCCCAACACAUACAUCUCAUGAAUUAAUGCCAGAACAAAAUAGCAUAGUAGCUAUAAGCAACAACUCCUCUGCCAAAGAAACUAUAAGCAACGUUGUAAAAGACAUCAGCAAUACAGCAUAACUAAUACAUAUCACGGAUAAAAACUUGGAUAAUAAUCCAACAUGUAAUACUGACUGACUACAACAUGACUACUGUCAGUGGAUUUUUAGCAAAUGAGGAGUCGGAGUAUGAAGCCUCGGACACGUCUUCAGAAAAUUCGGAUCCUCUUGGAAUACCGGUAUCCGUCUUUGAAGCUUUCGACGAUUUUGCAUACGUCCCUCGACAAGCCGAACGAGAACGAGAAGUAGAGUCAACGACUCCGGACACCUCGGUCUCAUAUCUUGGAAGAUUCAGAACAUUUAAUUACGAAGAUCACUGUGCACAACCACAUGCGAACCUCAUACGAAGCGAUGACAUACCACCAUACCCACCGGGUAAUUGCUUAUUCCAUUUCAGUAUCAAAACAGCAAACUUAAAUUAUUCGGCUCUUGGCCUCAGAGCAAAAUUAGCUCAAUCGCCUUUCUUACAGAAUUGUGGCAGCCCUCAAGAAGCUUUGAAAAUUCUGCAAUCGCCAACAGAAUACGGAGAUGCCGACUGCGCAUACAUUUUUGCUUAGGAAUUUAAACAAAAUGUGUGUAUACAUUACUAGCAGAGCAACGAAACCAUGGAUUACUGGCAUGUCACUACAAACCAAACGCAUGAUUAUAUUCAUUUGCAUUUAGUAGGCAGACACUUCACGCCAUACAUAAAAGUAGAAUCCAAUAUGUUGCCGGACUUUGAAGUUUCCGAACCUAAAGAAUCACAAUGCAAACAGCGGCAACAAACAGUCGCAUGGUGCGAGCGACAAACAAAACCUCUUAGGCCAAAACAAUUUGCAAACCUCUCAGAAUCAACAUGCAAGCAGCAACAACACUACUACACCGAAAUCUGUUGAUAUGAGCACUAGAGAGGCUAUGAUAAUUGAAAGGGGUAAAAAUGCACUGUUGAAUCGGUAUCUUGUAGUAAAUACAAGGCCACCAAGGGAAAAACCUCCAUGGUCAAUACCAGAAAAUCAAGUACCUGCAUUAUUUUCCAAACUAAAGGAAGUUCCAGAACAUCCAUUCAGAUACAAAGAAAACUUGAUUUUCUUACUAACCACAAACAUAUACCUUGAAACGGAAAUCCUUAACACUAUGCUGGAAAGAGGAUAUGUAAAUGAAAAUACUCUGAAAAACACCGAAAGAAAUUUGGGAGAUGUUUUCAUAACAGAUUUUAAAGGCAUGAAAUUUUCGGAUUAUUCGUCAAAAGUCACGUUAAUGAAAAACCGCUCAAAACGCAUUUAAGGAAAUAUAUUAAAAAUCUAAGAUCAGAAAUUGCAAAAUCAAAUAUAAAUUCUUUUGCAUUAAUUAGAGAUCUAGGAAUGUUGAGUUUAUCAGAGUGGACAGACUUCAUAAGCCUAUUUGAGACGAUCCUCAAUGGCAUACCAGCCAUUGGAAUAAUUUAUCUUAAGUCCUUACUUGUUCCUCCGGUGGCAGACAGGUACAAACUAAUUAAGGAAUACCACGAAGCCGCUAUGGCUGGACAUAGAGGCAUAAACAAGACUAUAAGUAAAAUCGCAAACGAUUAUUAUUAGCGUAAUAUGAGACCAGAUGUACGGCAAUUUGUAUUGGGCUGCCCUCAUUUCCAAACCAACAAACUUAUAAGGGUAAAAACAAGAAUGCCCCUAAAAAUAAAGGACACGCCGUCUAAACCAUUUCAGAAAGUCUUAAUGGACUUUUACGGUCCGUAAAAGAGUUCAAAAGGUUACAAUUAUAUUUUAACAGUACAACACUGGCUAACAAAAUAUUGCAUGUUGAUACCGAUAAGAAGAGCGACAGCUGAAGAGGUCGCAAGAGCAUUCACGGACAAAGUGAUAUGUUAUUUUGGCCCGCCAGCAGCUAUAUUGACAGAUCAAGGCACACACUUCCAAAAUAGACUCUUGGAAGAAUUUGCUAGACUGUUUAAAAUAGAAAAAUAUUGCUCAACAGCCUAUCACCCGCAAUCAAACGGCGGUAUCGAAAGAAUGCAUCAUACACUAACUGAAUAUUUAAAAAAGUACAUGGAAUCACAAACAGAUUGGAGUAGGUGGCUUCCAAUUUGCCAGCAUGCAUAUAACUGCACGGAACACGAGGCGUCGGAUUUCACACCGCACGAGUUAGUUUUCGGACAAAAACCACGUACACCGUCAAGCUUCUAGCCAAGAGACACUGACACGUCCGUAACUUAUAACCAAUACAUUACUGAUUUAAUAAGCAAUUUAUCUCAAUUGCAGACCUUAACAGCAAUGAACUCAAUUCAGGCGAAAUAUAGAUCAAAAUACUACUACGAUAAGAAACUGAAUGUAAAACAUUUUAUAGAAGGAGAACUAGUCUAUGUGCUAAAAGAACCGCAGAAGGGCAAGCACGACCGAGAUUACGAAGGACCCUACGAAAUCAUUGGUAUAGAUUAUAAGACAAAAAAUAUCAAAUUGAAAAACGGGGAUAUAAUCAAAAUAACGAUCAUGGAUAAAAUUAAAAGAUGCACGGCACUCAAAGAUUCACCGCCUUGCCCUCAAAGCAUUUUACAACACACCGAGAGAUGUAUUAGUAUUAAUGGAAAGUAUUGCGAGUAAACAUAAAUUAUUGGUCAUUCGUGAAAGAUUAUCAGAGAAGUUGGAAUUCAUUCGUUUUGAUCCAUAUA
Messenger RNA from Nasonia vitripennis (jewel wasp), 3301 nucleotides. RefSeq names its product 39S ribosomal protein L33, mitochondrial (gene mRpL33). The coding region runs from base 2907 to 3233 and encodes 108 amino acids. The record is from RefSeq and is a predicted model, not a curated record. Gene Ontology annotation, cellular component: mitochondrion. NCBI's taxonomy places the organism in Eukaryota, Metazoa, Arthropoda, Insecta, Hymenoptera, Pteromalidae. Gene Ontology annotation, biological process: translation. The transcript has 2 exons.